Messenger RNA from Caenorhabditis elegans, 890 nucleotides. RefSeq names its product Fe2OG dioxygenase domain-containing protein (gene Y43F8B.19). The record is from RefSeq and is marked reviewed. Gene Ontology annotation, molecular function: L-ascorbic acid binding; iron ion binding; 2-oxoglutarate-dependent dioxygenase activity. Lineage: Eukaryota; Metazoa; Nematoda; Chromadorea; Rhabditida; Rhabditidae. The coding region runs from base 147 to 878 and encodes 243 amino acids. The transcript has 3 exons.
UCUAUAUACACAUUUUUCUUCUAUUUUGCUUUAUUAUCGCUUUCAGUCUUUUCGCAAAAUACCAAAUCUACGGGCCUGAGCCGCCAGAAUUCAUUGGCCAGGACUGGUGGGAAAACGAUCACCUAGCUUUAUGUGAUGACGUCACAAUGGACAAAUCUUUCGAAUGGAAACAUGCGGUUUGUUUUGAGUACUUGCAAAACUUUCAAAUCGUCAAAGUGGAAGUUGUGGCGUGGCGACCGGGGCUGGUGAUCUACAGAGAUUUGUUCACGGGCAAGCAAGUGCGGGACCACUUGGAGCUCAUGGAGCAUUUGAAGUUUGAGGAGCAGCUAGUAGUCAACGAUGACGGCAACGACAUAGUCUCAAAAAUCCGAAGAGCCAACGGAACCCAGGUCUUCCAUGAGGAUCACCCGGCAGCUCGAUCCAUCUGGGACACCGCAAAAAACCUACUUCCCAACCUGAACUUCAAAACCGCCGAGGACAUCCUGGCUUUGUCCUAUAACCCAGGUGGCCACUACGCCGCGCACCACGACUAUCUGCUAUACCCCAGCGAAAAGGAGUGGGAUGAAUGGAUGAGAGUGAAUGGGAACCGGUUCGGGACCCUUAUUAUGGCGUUUGGAGCAGCGGAGAGCGGUGGAGCAACUGUUUUUCCCAGGCUUGGAGCUGCAGUGAGGACGAAGCCGGGUGACGCGUUUUUCUGGUUUAACGCGAUGGGGAAUUCGGAGCAGGAAGAUUUGUCGGAGCACGCUGGAUGUCCGAUUUACAAGGGUCAAAAGCAGAUCUCCACAAUUUGGCUCCGCAUGAGGGAUCAGCCAAUUUUGGAGCAAACGCUGAGCUCGGACUCACUUUCUGCAUCUCUACUUUUUCCGGGAGAAUUUUAAAAUGAAGUUUUU